CAGGGUGCCCACAAGGAAAAGAGGCCAUCUUGCUGCCCUUGGUGCUAGCACCCUGGCUGCCCCGGUGGCCAAGUGGGCUCCGUGCAGAGCCAGGCCUGGACAGGCUCCGCUGGGCUGGGUGUGUGGGAGGGACGGUGCGGUCUGAGCUGAGAGGAGUCACCAGGGGACUCUCAGGGCCUCCAGCCAGCCACAGGCAUGGCCAGGGGAGAGUGUGAGUGAGUCCAGAGCAGGGCGCCCUGCCCCCAGCAGACACAACAAGGGGCCGUCGGCUCAAGCUCCACCAGCUGAGUAUAAAUAUAAACAAUGUUGAGCCAGAGGAACCUGCUGAGGAGGCAGAAGAAAUAAAACAGCAUAUUGCAGAAGACUCAUUCUGUGCUGAUGUCCAGGUGCAAACUUCCUAUGUUGACAUACCACCAGGAAAUAGGUGGCGUUGGUCGUGAUUACAAACAGAAGCUCAGGUGCAAACCUCAAAUCUUGAACUACCAGACGAAGAGACUUUCCUCCCAUUUGAAAGUGAGGUCCAGGUACAAACCUCAGAUCUUGAAAUAUUAGAGGAGGAGACUUCAUUGCCAUCGCAAACGGAGGCCCAGGUGCAAACAUCACUUAUUGAAGUACUAGAUACGGAGAGUUUAUUCCCCAUCGAAAGUGAGCCCCUGGAGCAGACCCCAGAUCUUGACUUUCAAGACAUGCAGGUGAAGAAUUUAUUCCCAUUAUUUGUUGAAGUUGAAGUGCAAACCUCAUAUGUAGACAUACCAGCAGGGAAUAAGUGGCGUUCGACACAACUACAAGCCGAGGCCCAAGUGCAAACCUCAAAUCAUGAAUUAUUAAAGACACUUUCUUCCCUCUCACAAAAGGAAGCCCAGGUGCAAACCUCCAAACUUUCAAUAACAGAAGCAGAGGAGGUGCCUCUUUUCCCAUCACUAACCGAGGCCCAGGUGCAAACUUCAAGACUUGCAUUAACAGAAAUGGAGGAGGAGGUGGCCCCAUUCCUGGUAGAAGAAAAGCCUGUCCCCACAACUCAAAGUGAAGCUGCUGUGCAAACCUCGUAUGUGGACAUACCAGCAGGGAAUAAGUGGCGUUCGACACGGCUACAAGCUGAGGCCCAGGUACAAACGUCAAGUAUUGAGUUACUGAAGAAGCUUUCUUCCCUCUUAGUAACUGAGGCCCAGGUGCAAACGUCAAGUAUUGAGUUACUGAAGACGCUUUCUUCCCCAUCGCUAACCGAGGCCCAGGUGCAAACCUCUAAACUUGCAGUAACAGAAGCAGAGGAGGUGCCUCUUUCCUCCUCACUAACCGAGACCCAGGUGCAAACCUCUGAACUUGCAGUAACAGAAGCAGAGGAGGUGCCUCUUUCCUCCUCACUAACCGAGACCCAGGUGCAAACCUCUGAACUUGCAGUAACAGAAGCAGAGGAGGUGCCUCUUUCCCCCUCACUAACCGAGGCCCAGGUGCAAACCUCCGAACUUGCAGUAACAGAAGCAGAGGAGGAGGAAGCCCCAUUCCCAAUAGAAGAAAAGCCUCUCACCAAAACCGUAGCUGACGCUGCUGUGCAAACCUCAUAUGUGGACAUACCAGCAGGGAAUAAAUGGCUUUUGACACGGCUACAAGCUGAGGCCCAAGUGCAAACCUCAGGUAUUAAGUUACUGAAAAAGCUUUCUUCCCUCUUAGUAAACAAGGCCCAGGUGCAAACGUCAAGUAUUGAGUUACUGAAGAAGCUUUCUUCCCCAUCACUAACCGAGGCCCAGGUGCAAACCUCCAAACUUGCAGUAACAGAAGCAGAGGAGGAGGAAGCCCCAUUCCCAAUAGAAGAAAAGCCUCUCACCCAAACCGUAGCUGACGCUGCUGUGCAAAUCUCAUAUGUGGACAUACAGGUAGGGAAUAAGUGGCGCUUGUCACGGCUACAAGCUGAGGCUCAGGUACAAACGUCAAGUAUUGAGUUACUAAAGAAGCUUUCUUCCCUCUUAGUAACUGAGGCCCAGGUGCAAACGUCAAGUAUUGAGUUACUGAAGACGCUUUCUUCCCUCUUAGUAACUGAGGCCCAGGUGCAAACGUCAAGUAUUGAGUUACUGAAGACGCUUUCUUCCCUCUUAGUAACUGAGGCCCAGGUGCAAACGUCAAGUAUUGAGUUACUGAAGACGCUUUCUUCCCCAUCACUAACCGAGGCCCAGGUGCAAACCUCCAAACUUGCAGUAGCAGAAGCAGAGGAGGUGCCUCUUUCCCCCUCACUAACCGUGGCCCAGGUGCAAACCUCCAAACUUGCAGUAACGGAAGUGGAGGAGAUGCCUCUUUCCCCCUCACUAACUCAGGUCGAGAUGCAAACCUCCAAACUUGCAGAAGCAGAAGCAAAGACGACCUUUCCUUCCCCAUCACAAACUGAGGUUCACAUCCAGUCUUCGUAUUUUGAAGUACCAGAGUUGGAGGAUGAGAUGCCCAGAACCCCAAUCAAAGAGAAGCCCCUCCCCCUAACACUGAUGGAGGCCCAGGUGCAAACUUCGUAUGUAGACAUACCAGCAGGGAAUAAGUGGCGUUCGUCACGACUACAAGUGGAAGCCAAGGUGCAAACCUCCAGGCUUGAACUGCCAGAAGCAAAAGAGAAGGCUCCUUCCCUAUCCCAAACACAGGCUGAGAUGCAAACCACCAGGGUUGAAAUAACAGAAGAGAAAGCAGCACCUCUGACUCCUCCAGAUGUUAAAAUAUUAGAAGAGGAGAUGCUGAAGGAGGAGGUAGAGCUGAAGCUUCCAUGCCCUGAAUAUACCGAGGCCCUGGUGCAGACCUCACUUGUUGAAAUACCUGUGGGGCAGAAGAGGCGUUCAUCCCGUUUAUGUACCGAGGCCCAGGUGCAAACUUCAUAUCAAGAACUCCCAGUUGUGAAGAGCAAGACUUUGCCUCCACAAGGUACUGGGGUGGUAAAGAAGGUCACUGAGCAUGCAGCAUCGAAGAAACUAGCAAAAACCUCGACACGAGCAACACCAAUAUCUGUGCACUUACAUGUAAAGAUGACUCCACGGCGCCGGAAUGGGAAUAAAAAGAACUAGUAAAAACUUGAAUUUAAACAAAUAAAACCUUGUAAAAUAACAAACUUAACCUGUGAGAUUUU
This is a messenger RNA of Mauremys mutica (yellowpond turtle), 3097 nucleotides long. RefSeq names its product uro-adherence factor A-like. The record is from RefSeq and is a predicted model, not a curated record. The transcript has 4 exons. Bases 687 to 3035 code for a protein of 782 amino acids. NCBI's taxonomy places the organism in Eukaryota, Metazoa, Chordata, Testudines, Geoemydidae.